UAUAAAGCAGUGAGUGGGGUACACGUUUCACGGAUCACUAUGUUGUACCUGUUGUAUAUCCUGGUGUUGUUGCGGACGGCGCUGACUCAGAACCCAGAUGGGGAGGUAUGCCUCUCCGGGGGAGGCAUAGAAAUCAGAGUCAAGGAUUUCAGCGGUUUACAAGAGGUGGGAGUUCAUUAUGAUGUCAACAAGCCCCUAGCCGGCGCAGCAGGAGCCGACAGCAACUAUGAAAUCACCCACAAGACAGGUUCAUACUGGGUACACAAGAACCCCAACGUUCACGUGAAGGUCGGGGACACCGUCAACUACUGGCUGUAUUUCAAGGUCAACGGACAGGGUCGAACAAAGACAGACUUGCACGCCACAGUUGGAAGCUCCUGUAGCGGCGGCAGCUCGGGCACUCAUACGGGCACAGGGACAGGAACCCACACAGGCACAGGCACAGGCACCCACACAGGCACAAGCACUGGCACAAACCUCGGUAACAUGAAAUUCAUCUUCAGUGACGACUUCAGUUCCGGCACUAUCGACAGCAGCAAGUGGAAACAGGAAGUGUCAGCGUUCGGGGGCGGGAACUGGGAGUUCCAAGUCUACACGCCCGACAAGGAGAACACCUACAUCAGGAACGGCGUCCUCUAUAUGAAGCCAACGCUGACGGCAGAUAAGUUUGGCAACGACUUCCUCUACCACGGCGUACUGGAUGUUCAGAAACAGUGGGGUACCUGCACUGACUCUCGGUGGUACGGCUGUAAGCGGGACGCCAAGGAUGCCCUCAUCCCUCCCAUCCUCUCCUCCAAGCUCAUCUCGCUGGUGGACUUCAAGUACGGCCGUGUAGAGAUCGUGGCCAAGAUGCCAGAGGGAGACUGGAUCUGGCCAGAACAGUGGGGUACCUGCACUGACUCUCGGUGGUACGGCUGUAAGCGGGACGCCAAGGAUGCCCUCAUCCCUCCCAUCCUCUCCUCCAAGCUCAUCUCGCUGGUGGACUUCAAGUACGGCCGUGUAGAGAUCGUGGCCAAGAUGCCAGAGGGAGACUGGAUCUGGCCAGCUAUCUGGCUGAUGCCCAAGUCCUUUGUGUAUGGCGGAUGGCCAGCUUCCGGCGAAAUCGACAUGGUGGAAGCAAGGUGUAACCUUCACUAUGGAAAUAUCGGGGUACAGAGAGUGAUGUCAACACUACAUUGGGGGCCCAACCCCGGGAGCGACAGCUGGCCCAAGACCACCCAGGGGAAAUACGCAUCCGGCGGCACCUGGGCUGAUGAUUUUCACACGUACACUCUGGACUGGGAUGCUAGUGGCAUUGUCAUCUCCGUUGACGGGGACGCCAUCCUCAACAGAACCACUCCCUCAAACGGAUACGGGGGCUUCAGUGGGAUCAACCCCUGGGCUGGACACGGCAAGGACGCCCCCUUUGACCAAGAGUUCCACUUCCAAAUGAACGUUGCUGUCGGCGGCACCCUCGGCUUCUUCCCCGACAACGUCCAGAACUCCCCCUACCCCAAACCCUGGUGCAACACGUGUCCGACAGCUGGUCAGUCUAACAAAGCAUUCUGGGAGGCCAAGGACCAAUGGUACCCCACCUGGAAGGGCGAGAAGGCCGCCAUGGCGGUCAAGUCCGUCAAAAUCUGGAGUCACUGAUUAACGGAAAUAGUUCUUGUUCGAUAAUCUAGCUAGUAUAAAUAUAUGGUAAGAUGAA
Messenger RNA from Haliotis rufescens (red abalone), 1690 nucleotides. RefSeq names its product beta-1,3-glucan-binding protein-like. The record is from RefSeq and is a predicted model, not a curated record. Bases 40 to 1632 code for a protein of 530 amino acids. Gene Ontology annotation, biological process: carbohydrate metabolic process. Gene Ontology annotation, molecular function: hydrolase activity, hydrolyzing O-glycosyl compounds; carbohydrate binding. The transcript has 13 exons. Lineage: Eukaryota; Metazoa; Mollusca; Gastropoda; Lepetellida; Haliotidae.